CGAGGUUAAAGGAGACCGCUCCGGGGAGUAAGAGGAGGUUAUCUAAAGUAAGGCAAAGUGCAUCGUUGGUUCUUCUGGGGGUACAGAUGAUCUCCGCUGGAGUCUCAGCCCCAUGAGAGGAGCAAACCAGUCGAGUGUCUCCGAGUUCCUCCUCCUCGGGCUCUCCAGGCAGCCCCAGCAGCAGCAGGCCCUCUUUGUGCUCUUCCUGAGCAUGUACCUGGCCACGGUCCUGGGAAACCUGCUCAUCCUCCUGGCCAUCAGCGUGGACCCCCGCCUGCACAUCCCCAUGUACUUCUUCCUCAGCCACCUGUCCUUUGUGGACAUCUGCUUCUCCACCACCACCGUCCCCAAGAUGCUGGCCAACCACAUCCUUGGGACUCAGGCCAUCUCCUUCUCUGGGUGUCUCACACAGAUGUAUUUUGUGUUCAUGUUCGUGGACAUGGACAAUUUCCUCCUGGCUGUGAUGGCCUAUGACCGCUUUGUUGCCAUAUGCCACCCCUUACACUACUCGACAAAGAUGACCCACCAGCUCUGUGCCCUGCUGGUUGCUGGGUCAUGGGUCAUUGCCAACCUGAAUGUCUUAUUGCAUACCCUGCUGAUGGCUCGACUGUCGUUCUGUGCAGACAAUGCCAUCCCCCACUUCUUCUGUGAUGUGACUCCCCUCCUGAAACUGUCCUGCUCUGACACCCACCUCAAUGAGGUGAUGAUUCUGACUGAGGGUUCUCUGAUCAUGAUCUCUCCAUUUAUUUGCAUCCUGGCUUCGUAUGUCCAUAUUACCCGCGCUGUCCUGAGAGUCCCGUCCACGAAGGGAAGAUGGAAAGCCUUCUCCACCUGUGGCUCGCACCUGGCCGUGGUUUCCCUCUUCUAUGGCACCAUCAUUGCUGUGUAUUUCAACCCUUUGUCCUCACACUCUUCUGAGAAGGACACAGCAGCUACUGUUAUGUAUACCGUGGUGACCCCCAUGCUGAACCCCUUCAUCUACAGCCUGAGGAACAGGGACUUGAAAAGGGCUCUUGGAAAAGUGGUUGGAAGAAAGACAUUUUCUGUCCGAUGAGAGAAUCAAAGCUGAAUCUUAUUUUCAUGAAAACUUUUUUUUUUUUUUAAUCGACUGAGUAUCAGAGAGCAGAUGUUUUGUCAAAGGGAGUCUGGAAACAAACUUAUUCAUGUCUGUGCUAGGGGAAUGUAGAUGACAAUUGUUACUUACUUACUUACCUGUGGCCUGAAUUCACCUGUACUCCUGCUGCAUCUACCAGUAAUGAGAUUUCUUUUUUAAUGACUAACUUUUGAAUUCUUUUACACCUAAGUCAAGUGUUUCCUUUUUAAAUGGUCUGUCUGGAAGGAUACAGGUGACACAUAUUUUGGAACAUUAGAAUUACCUGGAACCUUUUAUAGUCCACUGAUGUCCAGGCUCCAACACUGACCAAAUUGAUCAGAAUCUCUGGGGGUGGGGCCACAACACUGAGAUUUAAAAAGCCUCAGAUGAUUCUAAUGUGCAGUCAGAGUGGAGAAUCUUUGGUCCUUGUUGUAUUCCUUACAUGUCCUCUGUCUUGGUCAGUCAUAAAAAUUGGGUCACAGGAAUGAUAACAGAAAUUAGUUUUGAGGGAUGCCUGGCUGGCUCAUGCAGAAGAGCCCGCAACUCUUGAUCUCAGGUCAUGAGUUCAAGCCCCACGUGGGUGUAGAGAUUACUCAAAAAAAAAAAAAAAAGAUUUGAGACUCAGACAAAAGAAUAGAGUAAAAUAUGAGGACUAAAGUGGGUAAUAAAAUUUCAGGUGAGGCUCAGAGGCCCAGGUGGGCAUGUGGCCCAGAGUUUCAAGAGGCAAAGCAGCACAGAAUGGGGAAACAUUUCGAUGGUGAGGAUCCUGGUUGGCUUUCAUACCAUGGAGCGUGGGGUCAGUAGGGCAGUCUUUGAUUCCAGGGGAGCAAAUCAACACUUCCUGUUCCCUCUGCCUGGACCAGUUUCCCCUACUUUCUUCUCUGUGGCAUGAAGGAACACACACCCCCUAACGACACCCUCCUGCACUUUCAAGAAGCAAGUCAAAUGUCACCUUGUCAUCCAUGAUGGCUCCUGAUUCUCUCUUCUGAUUAUUGAGCUCUCUCUUUUUUCCUUUGGUUUAUUCUUCCACUCCAACAAGUGCUUUCCACAGAUUAUGAACUCUUCCAUACCCCAAUUCACAUAGUACUUGCCCUGUACCCCAGUGCCUGGCACUGCUCCCAGACCAAAGCCUAGCUGAAAGGAAAAAAAUAAAAGGGUGAAUGCAUACUGCCUUAGC
Messenger RNA from Prionailurus viverrinus (fishing cat), 2270 nucleotides. RefSeq names its product olfactory receptor 1F1. Gene Ontology annotation, biological process: G protein-coupled receptor signaling pathway. Gene Ontology annotation, cellular component: membrane. Lineage: Eukaryota; Metazoa; Chordata; Mammalia; Carnivora; Felidae. The record is from RefSeq and is a predicted model, not a curated record. Bases 113 to 1054 code for a protein of 313 amino acids. Gene Ontology annotation, molecular function: G protein-coupled receptor activity; olfactory receptor activity. The transcript has 2 exons.